AGGAGUUGACGCUGGAUCCCCGGAGCAGCGGCAGCAGCAGUCCGCCGCUGCAGUCCGACAGAGCGGCCAGUCAUCAACAUCCUCCCCGCCCCCUCCUCCUCCUCCUCCUCCUCCUCCUCCUGCUCCCUCUCCUCCUUCUUCAACGUCCGCCGGUUGCUGCUGUAACGCUAUGUUGCUCGCGAGCUACGACGGUUGAGCAAACAACAAAACGGUACCCCCCCCCACCCCUCUUUCCACCGGAGCAGGCUUUACAACGGUCUUUGGAAAUCCCCGUGGACAUGAGGACGCCCGCUACGGCGACUUCUUCCAACCGGGAGGACCGGGAAUCUUGACUGGGAUCAGUUCUUAUCCCUCCCAGCAAAUGAGAAAAGAAUCAUCAUGACCGAUUUCUUGCCGCCCAGUCGCUCCUUCACUGAGGGACCUCGGCCCCUUUUGGUUUCUGGACUUAUCGACGCAGGAAUGAGAUAAUAACAUCGACCAGCUCGUGCAUGCCGCUACGACAACACCUGUAGCACCUGUAAACCCACCCUGCCUGCCUGCCUGCCCCUCCCCCGCCCUAACCCUAACCCUCCCCACUCCGAGUUCAAGUCAACGGUCAAAACAUGACGACACCGGCUCUCCUGCCGCUGUCGGGCCGCAGGAUACCCACGCUGUCGCCGGGCGCCGCCUCUUUCCCGCACCACAGGGCGACGCUGAGGCUCUCGGAGAAGUUCAUCCUCCUCCUCAUUCUCAGUGCCUUCAUCACCUUGUGCUUCGGAGCCUUCUUCUUCCUGCCGGACAACUCCAAGCACAAGCGCUUCGACCUGGGCUUGGAGGACGUGCUCAUCCCUCACAUCGACUCGCCCAAAGAGGGGAAGCACGCUUCUGGACAGGUGGUCAUACACGGACAGGGAGGACACGACGAGCACAGACACAGGGAGGAGGAGGAGAGCCUGCGGAACAAGAUCCGGGCAGACCACGAGCGAGCGCUGCAGGAGGCCAAGGAGAAGCUGAGGAUCCGCGAGGAGCUGCAGGCGGAGAUCCAGACGGAGAAGAACAAAGUGAUGGCGGACCUGAAGAAGAAGAAGGAGGCGGGGCCCCAAACCGCUGACCCCCCGUGCCCAUGCCCAAAGUGUGUGGGCGUCAACGACGGAGAGCCGCCGGAGCCCGACGCCAAGGAGAAACGAGACAAGAUCAGAGAGAUGAUGAAGCAUGCCUGGGACAGCUACCGGCAGUACGGCUGGGGUCACAACGAGCUGAAGCCCCUCGCCAAGAAGGGACACUCCACCAACAUCUUUGGCAACUCCCAGCUCGGAGCGACCAUCGUGGACGCCCUGGACACCCUCUACAUCAUGGGUCUGCACGACGAGUUCAAGGACGGACAGGAGUGGAUCGAGCAGAACCUGGACUUUGGAGUGAAUGCCGAGGUGUCUGUGUUUGAGGUCAACAUCCGUUUCAUAGGAGGACUGCUGGCCGCCUACUACCUGUCUGGACAGGAAGUGUUCAAGCUGAAGGCGGUGCAGCUUGCAGAGAAGCUUCUUCCUGCCUUCAACACCCCCACAGGAAUCCCCUGGGCCAUGGUCAACCUCAAGAGCGGUGUCGGUCGUAACUGGGGCUGGGCGUCGGCGGGCAGCAGCAUCCUGGCUGAGUUCGGGACGCUCCACAUGGAGUUCGUCCACCUCACCUACCUGACGGGGAACCCGGCCUACUACCAGAAGGUGAUGCACAUCCGGAAGCUGCUCGCCAAAAUGGACCGACCCAACGGGCUGUACCCGAACUACCUGAACCCUCGGACGGGUCGCUGGGGCCAACACCACACCUCGGUUGGAGGACUCGGGGACAGUUUUUACGAGUACCUGCUGAAGGCGUGGCUCAUGUCGGACAAGACGGACACGGAAGCUCGCAAGACCUACGACGACGCCAUCGAGGCCAUCGAGCGACACCUGAUUCGCAAAUCCAACGGCGGCCUGACGUUCAUCGGCGAGUGGAAGAACGGCCACCUGGAGAGGAAGAUGGGCCACCUGGCCUGCUUCGCCGGCGGCAUGUUCGCGCUGGGCGCCGACGGCUCGCCCGACGACAAGGCCGGACACUACCUGCAGCUGGGGGCCGAGAUCGCACACACCUGCCACGAGUCCUACGACAGGACAGUGUUGAAGCUGGGCCCGGAGGCCUUUAAGUUCGACAGCGGCCUGGAGGCGGUGGCCGUGCGGCAGAACGAGAAGUACUACAUCCUGCGGCCGGAGGUCAUCGAGACCUACUGGUACAUGUGGAGGUUCACCCACGACCCCAAAUACCGGCAGUGGGGCUGGGAGGCCGCGCAGGCCAUCGAUAAGUACUGCCGGGUGAGCGGCGGUUUCUCCGGGGUGAAGGACGUCUACUCCUCCAACCCGACGUACGACGACGUGCAGCAGAGCUUCUUCCUGGCCGAGACGCUCAAGUAUCUCUACCUGUUGUUCUCCAGCGACGACCUGAUGCCGUUUGAGAGUUGGGUCUUCAACACGGAGGCUCACCCGCUCCCCGUCCUCCACCUGGGCAACUUCACCCUGCCGGGCAGCGAGCCGGCUCAGCGGUAAACGGACAGAGGGGGCGGGGCCUGUUCUCCACGGGUGCCAGAAGGUCGCCACUUGUACGCCCGCUUACCUCCAAAUCCCCCCCCCCCCCUGAGAAAAAGGGUUAGAAACCCACCAACACUGGAUAAACUUACAUUCGGCUCUACAGACACUCGCCUGCUUUGUGGACUGAAGGGCGUCACCGUGGGAGACGGAGGGCGACGCCCCCCCAGAGGGCCGCUUGAGCCUCCGUCUUCUUCUUCUAUGUUUUACUCUCUGACUCCAUCUCUCCGUCUUCUCUGCUUCACUCAGGAAGACGUGUGCUGCUCAGCUGACUCUGAAGGACCCGAUACUCCCCAACCGGAGGCGUGAUUUACCUUUUUUUUCUUUUUUUUUUGGAGGAGGGGGCGGGGGGGGUUGUUGUUAUGAUUUUUAGUGUUGAUUUGAGAUUCGACCAAACCCUCGUUCAGACUUGGAGCUGCGGCUCUUGCAGUGCAUUCUGGGGGUUUCUGUGAAGGAUUACGCCGACAGAAGCGUCUUCUUCUCCUUCCUCCUCCUCUUCUUCACGGCGCUGUUGUUGAUGAGUGUGUUUCUGUGAAGGACAGCGCGCUACUGGGAACCUAACCCCCCCCCCCUCCCUCCCCUCCCCCAUUUCCACUUCCUGUCUAAUCUUCAGAUGAACUUUGACCUUCAGUUGCGAAGGGCGGGUUGUGGCGACAGCCCCCUCCUCUUCCUCCUCCUCCUCUUCCACCUUUAUCAGAAAAGAGGACCGUUGUAAGUGGAACAGCAACUACAGCGGGCCUCCUCAUCUUCACCACUCCUCCUCCUCUUCCUCCACAGCUUUCCAGCUUCUUCUCCAGUUAAGAGACGCCGCUACUGCUUUUUUCUCUGCUCUAUGACAAAAAGAAAAGUGUCUCUCUCCUGCUUCUUCUCUCCCUUCUUCUUCUUCUUCUUCUUCUUCUUCUUCUGUUGUCUUGUCACCUUCAUCAUUGAGUUGAAAUGCCCUCCGCUGUAAAUCAUGGCUUUGUGACGAAGGGAGCUGAAUAAAUGACGUCAUCCUGCUGA
Cyclopterus lumpus (lumpfish) is the source of this 3593-nucleotide messenger RNA. It is a transcript of the gene man1a2, whose product is annotated as mannosidase, alpha, class 1A, member 2. The record is from RefSeq and is a predicted model, not a curated record. Lineage: Eukaryota; Metazoa; Chordata; Actinopteri; Perciformes; Cyclopteridae. Gene Ontology annotation, cellular component: extracellular exosome; endoplasmic reticulum; Golgi membrane. Gene Ontology annotation, biological process: N-glycan processing; carbohydrate metabolic process. Gene Ontology annotation, molecular function: calcium ion binding; mannosyl-oligosaccharide 1,2-alpha-mannosidase activity.